Ziziphus jujuba (common jujube) is the source of this 2689-nucleotide messenger RNA. Its product is annotated as stromal 70 kDa heat shock-related protein, chloroplastic. Gene Ontology annotation, cellular component: chloroplast; cytoplasm. The record is from RefSeq and is a predicted model, not a curated record. Lineage: Eukaryota; Viridiplantae; Streptophyta; Magnoliopsida; Rosales; Rhamnaceae. The transcript is spliced from 8 exons. Bases 245 to 2383 code for a protein of 712 amino acids. Gene Ontology annotation, biological process: protein refolding; cellular response to unfolded protein. Gene Ontology annotation, molecular function: ATP-dependent protein folding chaperone; ATP hydrolysis activity; ATP binding.
UAUCUCGCUCUCGCGCUCGUUUUGAUUCGCCUCUUAUCUGCUCGAGUAUCUCUACGACUCCUGCUCUGUGCGUGCGAGCGAGAGCAUUUCAAUUUUAAUUUUAAUUUCCAUUUCCAUUUCCAUUUGGUAGUAGUAUCUUCUGGGAUAUAUUGGAUUUGGAUUUAGCACUAGCAGCAGUCCCAAAAAAAAAAAAAAAAAAAAAGAGAGUAAGGGUUAGGGCUUUUGAAGCAUUCUGAAUUUGACCAUGGCCUCCUCCACCGCUCAAAUCAAUGUUCUUGGUGCGGCGGCCCCUGGGUCUUACAGGAAGCCCAAUCCCAAUUUGAGAAGACCCACAAGGACGGUGUUCCUCGGGGGGAGUACGGCGUCGUACUUUGGGGGUUUUCCACGCUCGGCCUUCCUGAGGUUGAAUACCAACAACUACAAGGCCGCCAGGAGCGUGGGACCCCUUCGGGUGGUGAACGAGAAGGUAGUUGGUAUCGAUCUGGGAACAACCAACUCGGCAGUGGGGGCUAUGGAGGGCGGAAAGCCCACCAUAGUGAGCAACGCCGAGGGUCAGAGAACGACGCCGUCUGUGGUGGCUUACACCAAGAAUGGGGAUAGACUGGUGGGUCAGAUUGCCAAGCGCCAGGCCGUGGUGAACCCGGAGAACACCUUCUUCUCCGUCAAGAGGUUCAUUGGCAGGAAGAUGUCCGAGGUCGACGAAGAGUCCAAGCAGGUCUCCUACAAGGUCGUUAGGGAUGAGAAUGGGAAUGUCAAGCUUGACUGCCCUGCUAUUGGCAAGCAAUUUGCCGCCGAAGAAAUCUCCGCUCAGGUUCUGAGAAAGCUCGUGGAUGAUGCUUCAAAGUUCUUGAACGACAAAGUAACUAAAGCUGUGGUCACGGUGCCUGCAUACUUCAAUGACUCUCAAAGGACUGCAACCAAAGAUGCUGGUCGAAUUGCUGGUCUAGAAGUUCUUCGAAUUAUAAAUGAACCUACCGCUGCGUCAUUGGCAUAUGGGUUUGAAAAAAAGAAUAAUGAAACCAUCUUGGUAUUUGACCUUGGAGGUGGUACUUUUGACGUAUCAGUACUGGAGGUCGGUGAUGGAGUGUUUGAAGUGCUAUCUACUUCUGGAGAUACACAUUUGGGUGGUGAUGACUUUGAUAAGAGGAUAGUUGAUUGGCUUGCUGAGAAUUUCAAGCGAGAUGAAGGAAUAGAUCUGCUGAAGGACAAACAAGCUCUUCAGCGUCUAACAGAGACAGCUGAGAAAGCCAAAAUGGAGCUGUCAUCGUUGACUCAGACAAAUAUUAGUUUGCCUUUUAUCACUGCCACUGCAGAUGGCCCCAAGCACAUUGAGACCACCCUCACGAGGGCCAAGUUUGAGGAGCUGUGCUCGGAUCUUCUUGACAGGCUUAAAACACCAGUUGAGAAUUCCUUGAGGGAUGCAAAACUCUCCAUCAAAGAUAUAGAUGAAGUUAUUCUUGUUGGUGGUUCAACACGUAUCCCUGCUGUUCAGGGGCUUGUGAGGAAGCUGACUGGGAAAGAACCGAACGUUACAGUCAAUCCUGAUGAAGUUGUUGCUCUAGGGGCUGCUGUACAGGCUGGCGUGCUGGCUGGAGAUGUUAGUGACAUUGUGCUUUUGGAUGUAACACCGUUGUCACUUGGUUUGGAAACCCUGGGUGGUGUCAUGACGAAAAUCAUCCCACGGAAUACAACUCUACCCACCUCAAAAUCAGAGGUGUUCUCAACAGCUGCAGAUUCGCAGACAAGUGUGGAGAUUAAUGUGCUUCAAGGUGAGAGAGAAUUUGUUAGGGACAACAAAUCUCUUGGCAGCUUUCGGUUGGAUGGCAUCCCACCUGCGCCACGUGGAGUUCCCCAAAUUGAGGUCAAGUUCGACAUUGAUGCCAAUGGCAUCCUUUCAGUCACUGCUGUUGAUAAGGGCACGGGGAAGAAGCAAGACAUCACCAUAACUGGUGCUAGCACAUUGCCCAGUGAUGAGGUAGAAAGGAUGGUUCAGGAGGCUGAAAAAUUUUCAAAGGAGGAUAAAGAGAAGAGAGAAGCCAUUGAUACUAAGAACCAGGCAGACUCGGUUGUCUACCAGACAGAAAAGCAGCUGAAGGAGCUGGGAGACAAAGUUCCUGGUCCGGUUAAAGAGAAGGUUGAGGCAAAACUUGGGGAGCUGAAAGAUGCGAUUUCAGGGGGCUCUACCCAAGCCAUAAAGGAUGCUAUGGCUGCUCUUAAUCAGGAAGUCAUGCAGCUUGGGCAGUCUCUAUACAACCAGCCAGGUGCACCUGGUGGUGGUGCAGGGCCUGCUGCUGGUGGUGAACCUGGACCUUCGGAGGCAUCAGGCAAGGGGCCUGAUGGUGAUGGAGAUGUAAUUGACGCAGAUUUCACCGACAGCAAGUGAGGCAUAUAAAGCUAAGAUAGGGGGACCAUUCUUGUUUUAAUCAGUUAUAUUUUCCUUAAGUGGUAAAUGUGUAUAAGAAUUAAUUUUGCGGGAUUGGAUCUGGUAUUCUGGUUUCUUUGACUUCAUUUUUGUUUUGUGGAGAACGAAAAGGAUUAUUAGAAAUUUAGAGGAAGCUGUGGUAGUACUAAGUAGCCUUUCAUAGCGAAACGGAAAUGGUGUGUUCAAAGUUCAAUGGACAUUGUUCAGAUAAUUUUGAUAUACUCAUUAAGAUUGAUGAAGUUUUAGAUUGGCCUUUUGGUCCUCAUA